This is a messenger RNA of Neltuma alba, 1883 nucleotides long. Its product is annotated as probable glycosyltransferase At5g03795. The transcript has 4 exons. NCBI's taxonomy places the organism in Eukaryota, Viridiplantae, Streptophyta, Magnoliopsida, Fabales, Fabaceae. The record is from RefSeq and is a predicted model, not a curated record. The coding region runs from base 8 to 1516 and encodes 502 amino acids. Gene Ontology annotation, molecular function: glycosyltransferase activity.
ACUAAACAUGAGAGUUUCUGAAAACCAUACUCUCUCGUUUGAUUCUGUGGUUCUGUUCAUCAUACUGACAUCUUCAUUAUUUCUUGCUUUCUUGAGUGGUUUCUUCCCAAGUGUCUCGUUAGCCAUUGUUCCCAGGAGGAUUUUCUCUGCAUCCUCUAAUUUAAACGAAGAAAGAACUCCAUAUUCUUCAUCUCCUGUUAAUACUUCAGAUUCCAUUGAAAUAUCAGAAGCUCAGGUUUCAUCUGGUUCGGCGCAAAUCAAAACGGCUACUUCCAAGAACAUUGGAGGUGAAAAGCUUGGCGAAGAAUUGAACCGUAAAGGCACAGAAGAAGUGAGCAUUACAAAUCAGAAGGACAAGAAGUUGAAAAAGAUUCAAGCAAGAUUGGCCCGAGUCAGAUCUUCCAUUAGAGAAGCUAGCAAAGUUCGAAACUUGACAUCAACCCACCAGGACCCAGACUAUGUUCCUCAAGGCCCAGUUUACAGAAACCCCAAUGCUUUUCACAGGAGUUACCUGGAGAUGGAGAAGAUGUUCAAGAUAUUUGUGUACGAGGAAGGGGAGCCGCCAUUGUUCCACGAUGGUCCAUGCAAGAGCAUAUACUCGACAGAAGGAAGAUUCAUACACGAAAUCGAAAAGGGGAACUAUUAUCGUACUGAUGAUCCAGAUGAAGCUUUUGCGUAUUUCUUGCCCUUCAGUGUGGUUAUGAUGGUGGCACAUCUUUUUACACCCUCCGGUGAUACCAAUUCCAUUGGUCUUUCUGUGAUAGACUACGUACAGACUAUAUCCGAUAAAUACCCCUUCUGGAAUCGAAGCAUGGGACUUGACCAUUUCAUGCUCUCCUGCCACGAUUGGGGGCCUAGUACAUCUUCUUACGUACCUCAAUUAUUCUACAAUUCCAUAAGGGUUCUGUGUAACGCAAAUACAUCAGAAGGAUUCAAGCCUACCAAGGAUGUUUCACUCCCUGAAAUCAAUCUUGAAACAGGGGAAAUCACGGGGUUAUUAGGAGGGUACUCUCCAUCUCGUAGGAACAUCCUCGCUUUCUUCGCAGGUCGUCUUCAUGGCCAUAUAAGGUACCUACUUCUUCAGCAAUGGAAAGACAGAGACCAAGAUGUACAGGUCUACGAUGAACUUCCCAAGGGUGUAUCUUACUAUAAUAUGCUCAGAAGCAGCAGAUUCUGCCUGUGUCCAAGUGGAUAUGAAGUAGCAAGCCCCAGAAUAGUGGAAGCCAUAUUUGCAGAAUGUGUGCCUGUUCUCAUUUCAGAUAGCUAUGUCCCACCCUUCAGUGAUGUUUUGAAUUGGAGGUCAUUUUCAGUGCAGGUAGAUGUAAAGGAUAUAUCCAACAUAAAAGAGAUACUGAUGGGUAUAUCUCAAAGACAGUACCUGAGAAUGCAGAGAAGAGUAAAACUUGUGCAGAGACAUUUUGUGCCUAAUGACCCUCCAAAGAGAUUUGAUGUUUUUCAUAUGACCAUGCAUUCUGUAUGGCUCAGGAGGUUGAAUGUCCAAAUUCAACAGCAAUGACACCACAUUGACAGAUGCAUUUUGCACCAUGUAGUUCACAGAAUGUAGAUUUUGUUUCAUAUAGGAACUGUGUGAUGACCCCAAUAAUUAAAACAUUGUUUAUCUUUUGGUGUAGAAAUGAAGAAUUCUUUUGUGGGUAUAAAAUAUACCAGCCAAUGAGGAAAGGAUGUUCGUGGGAUGUGACCUAUUACACGUCUUUGUAUCAAUAUCUUACUAGUUUGGUGUAUGUACAUUGCUCAACUUAGGAUCUCUAUAAAAAUGGUCAUUUUUUUCUCUCUUGUACGUUACUGAACAAAUUCUGGUAGUGAGAGUUUUUAUUGUAAGAUUUUUUUUUCCUGUAUAAACAUGGUCAAUUUUUUUCUCUUGU